Pyricularia pennisetigena is the source of this 1902-nucleotide messenger RNA. RefSeq lists its product as uncharacterized. NCBI's taxonomy places the organism in Eukaryota, Fungi, Ascomycota, Sordariomycetes, Magnaporthales, Pyriculariaceae. Bases 1 to 1902 code for a protein of 633 amino acids. The transcript is spliced from 3 exons. Gene Ontology annotation, molecular function: 4-hydroxy-tetrahydrodipicolinate synthase activity. The record is from RefSeq and is a predicted model, not a curated record.
AUGUCAGCUACUCAGAAGUGGAAAGUCCCACCGUCGGGCGUCUGGGCCCCGGCCGUGACGCUCUUCGACCCGGACACGGACAAGCUCGUGCUCGAGGACCAGAAAAAGUACUACGCGCAUCUGUCCAGGUCAGGGUUGGCGGGGCUGGUGGUGCUGGGUACCAACGCCGAGACCUUCCUGCUGACGCGCGAGGAGCGCCGACAGCUGCUCGAGACGGCGCGGCAGGCCGUCGGGCCGGGGUUCCCCAUCAUGGCCGGAUGCGGCGGGCACUCGACGGCGCAGGUGCUCGAGUUCCUGCGCGACGCGGCCGACGCCGGAGCCGACAGCGCGCUCGUGCUCCCGCCCGCCUACUUCGGCAAGGCGACGACGCCUGCCGUCGUCGAGCGCUUCUUCGCCGACGUCGCCGCCAGCACGCCGCUGCCCAUCGUGCUGUACAACUUCCCGGGCGUCUGCAACGGCGUCGACCUCGACUCGGACCUGAUCGCCGCCCUGGCGCGCCGCCACCCGCAGGUCGUGGGCGUCAAGCUGACCUGCGGCAGCGUCGCCAAGAUUGUGCGCCUGGCCGCCGAGCUCCCGGCCGACGAGUUCGCCGUCUUUGGCGGCCAGUCGGAUUUCCUGCUGGGCGGGCUGGCGUCGGGCAGCGCGGGCUGCAUCGCGGCGUUUGCAAACGUCUUCCCGCGGUCGCUGGCUCGAGUCUACGACCUGUGGCGGGAGGGCAGGGCCGACGAGGCCAUGCGGCUACACAAGACCGCCGCGCUGGCCGAGAGGCCCUGCAAGAGCGGCAUCGCCAUGACCAAGUACGCCGCCGCUGUGUUUUCGGCCAGCAGGGCCGGCGUCGACGAUGCCGAGCGCAAGAUGCUCCCGCGGAGGCCGUAUCUGGGACCCGGCGAGGCCGACAAGGCCAAGUGUCGCGAUGUCAUGGCUGAGCUGGCAAAGAUUGAGGAUGAUCUGGCGAGCAAGUCUGCAGGCGCAAUAGCCGCUUUCACCAUUGACCUCCUCGUCUAUCCACUCGAUACUCUCAAGACACGGUAUCAAAGCCAAGAUUACCUAGACACGUUCAAAAAGUCGGGGUCUUCCUCGGCGAUUGUCAAAAAUGUACCAAAAGGUACAUUUAGAGGUCUGUAUCAGGGCGUGGGCAGUGUCAUCAUAGCAACUUUGCCUGCAGACUUCUCCAAGGCUCUCCCCGAGGGUGCGCCGAGUCCUCUCAUCCACGCGCUUGCGUCUGGGACUGCCGAGCUGGCCUCGUGCGCGGUCCUCACGCCUGCCGAGGUGAUCAAGCAGAAUGCCCAGAUGAUACGAAGCGGUUCUGGCAGCAGUGGCGGUAACAGUACUAGCAGUAGUAGUAGCAGCAGCAGCAGCAGCAGCAAAAGCACGUCCCUCCAGGCGUUCCGAAUGCUACAACGCUCCGAGGGCGGGGCGUGGCGCCGCUUGUGGACGGGCUACACUGCCCUGGCGGCUCGGAACCUCCCAUUCACGGCGAUGCAGUUCCCCAUGUUCGAGUACGUCCGGGCAACCAUCUGGCGGCAACGGGACGACAGGCGCACUUCGCGCAAGGAGGCCGGCGGCAUCGAGGAGGGCCAGGGCCUGCUGGAGACUGGACUCGUCAACGGCUCCAGCGCGGCACUGAGCGGGUCGGUUGCGUCGGUCUUGACGACGCCGACAGACGUUGUCAAGACGCGCAUGAUGCUGAUGGCGGGGAACCAGAAUUCCAGCAGCAGCGGUGGACUCCAGAUAGCCAGGGACGUCUACCGGGAAAUGGGAGUGCGUGGGCUGUUUCGCGGCGGUUUAUUCCGAGCCGGGUGGACGGCACUGGGUAGCGGGUUGUACCUGGGGACGUACGAGGUUGCAAAGGUCUGGCUCAAAGGCGACAAAGGUACAGACAAGGAUGAAGGCAGUAUAUAA